Messenger RNA from Klebsormidium nitens, 1550 nucleotides. NCBI's taxonomy places the organism in Eukaryota, Viridiplantae, Streptophyta, Klebsormidiophyceae, Klebsormidiales, Klebsormidiaceae. The record is from the annotation of a GenBank genome assembly.
UUCAAGUUCAACCCUGAUUUCUCAGAGACGUGUGGUCGUAAUGGCGCCCUCCAAGCUCCCUGUCAUGUACUCCCUGAGCAGACAGUUCGCCUCAAGAUAUGGCUUCAGCCUGGAAGGGGUAGCUCGCUGUCUGCAUAACACCAGUGGGGUGACUUCUGGGGAUGGCACAGCGGCAGCUGACGAUCCACGCGGUAGCAAAAAUGGUGCAGAAUAUGGAGAGCAUUGUUGCAGAAAGGAUUAUCCAAACCAGAUCGAGAGUGUGUGCAUCGCUGCAGCAUCGCUGAGUGAGGGCGCCAACUCAAGAGGUGGUAAUGGUUUGUUUGAAGAACCACAAAUACUGUCACACAUUUUUCAACCCUCUUCUGGCGUCAUGCACGUAAGACCUUCUUCUUCGAGUAGUCUUGGCUUGGAACCCUUUCCUGUGUUCCAAUUCCGUUCUACUUUGUGCAACCAUGCGACAUCCUCCCUCGGCGUGUUCGCGCGCGGCGUUCGUACGCUAGCGGCCGAUAUCAAGCCUGGGAAUGUGGUGGAGCUCAAAGGGAAGCUGCAAGAGGUCGUCAAGACUGUCUGGACCAUGCAGGGCCGCGGAAGCUCCAGCAUCCAGGUGGAGCUGCGGGACAUCAACAGCGGUAGCAAGAACGUGGACAAGUGGCGGCCCGAGACCGCCCUCGAGCGCGUGAUUUUGGAGGACCGCGAGUUCACCUUCCUCUACGAUGACGGAGCGUCUGCAGUGCUCAUGGACCCAAAGACGUUUGACCAGGCCGCGGUGGACAAGGCGCUGUUCGGAGAGGCGCGCGGCUUCCUUAAGGACGGUAUGCCGGUGAAGGUGGCCUUCCAUGGGGAGACCCCCGUCACGGCCACUCUGCCACCACAAGUGCGGUGUCGCGUGGUGGAAGCGGCACCUGCGUUCAAGACGGAGCGCAAGACGGCGUCGACCAAGAUGGUUACGCUGGACACGGGCGUGCGCAUCCAGGUUCCAGGCUUCAUUGAGGAGGGCGAGGAGGUGCUGGUCAAGACGGCCGACAUUACAUUCGUGGCGAGGGCAAAGGGCGAGUGAGCGUGGCUGUGCAAGCUCACGUGCGCCUCUUGAAAUGGAUCGAGCAUCUGAACUCAAAGCUCCCAAACGCUUGAGACGGACUUCCACCACGAUAAGUGCAAUCGAGGGAAGUGCAUAGCGGCCAGGACGCUGCGGAGCAUCUCUCAAGCUCAACCAGAAACUGCCAUGAAAAGACGCUGCGUGCUAGAUUCCUUGACGGGAGGGAUUCUAACCAUGCACGAUCGUUUUCAGCGUGUUGCAUGCGCUCGGACAGGACAGUCACCCCAAGGCCAGCAGCUCAACUUGGACCCGACGUUGAAAAUCGAAAGGUAGUGAAAAGAAUUGUCCGACUGCAGUGGACAGCACGAUCAGUAACACGCAUUGCCCAGCGCAAUCCUGAUGACCUGCUAAAGGACUCGUCUUUUUAAACUAAUCUCGGACCGCUCCUGGCCUGUUCUGUAGCUCCGACGUCAGGGCUACUAUAUGUGAGCAAAGCCUCACUCAAGCAAGCCGG